Procambarus clarkii (red swamp crayfish) is the source of this 2963-nucleotide messenger RNA. RefSeq names its product ornithine decarboxylase. NCBI's taxonomy places the organism in Eukaryota, Metazoa, Arthropoda, Malacostraca, Decapoda, Cambaridae. Gene Ontology annotation, cellular component: cytoplasm. Gene Ontology annotation, molecular function: ornithine decarboxylase activity. The record is from RefSeq and is a predicted model, not a curated record.
CACACAUGCUCAUUCACUCGCCUCCCGCCGCCCUCGCCAGUCAUAGUGGUUCCCUUGUGCUUGAAGCUUUUACCGUAGCUACACCACACUUGUUUUAGUGUUAGUGCUACUAGCCCAAGUGGUCCUCAGGUCGUGUGGUACGGGCUCACCCCCCCUUGUGUGUGGUGGGGGGUACCCAGAUCCACACUGGUUGAGGCUGACAUCAAAUGUCAUAACGUCUGCUGGGUUGAUCACUGUCUCGUUGGCAUCAAACUGCACCAGGUUUCUCGAGAGCAGAUACAAACUCCGGGUAUUUCUUGCGCUCAGAAGCCAAAAACAUUCUCGUAUUGAAGACUUGCUAAGUGGAAGUGUUUGAAGCAAUAAUAUUACCAGCCAUGGAACUGGAGAAGUUGAUCUGUUCCAUUAUCUACUGACGGUUAUUGGGGAAGCACGCAUACCCUGUAUGGCGUGUUCAUGAUAUUUGGUCAACUAACAUACUAGGGACGAUACUCGGGAUCCCGUCUGGACCAGUGCACCUUCACUCUGUACGGGAGCAACUGGAGAUUUACACUUAACGGUUUGCCGCCGUGGUACUGAGGUCCACUUCUUGCCUCCAUUCUGAGGCUCAGCAGGCCGUAACAAAGGCUGAUACACAUUUCCGUGGAGGUUACAAGAACCACAAGAGAACUGCUGGUCUUAUCUAUUAAAGCAUUUUAAAGAACAAAUUUACUUCAACCUACAAUAAUGAAGCUGGAAUGCAAUUUCUUCAGCGGAUCGACUCGCAUCCUGAAUGAUGAGACUGUGAUGGAUGUCAUUAAGGAGUUUGUUGGAGAGCCUGGACAAGAGGACCCAUUCUAUAUUUUGGACAUUGGAGACAUUGUACAAAAGAUAAAGAUUUGGAAACUAAAAUUGCCACGUGUCGAUCCCUUUUAUGCGGUUAAAUGCAAUGAUAAUCCCACUGUCUUGGAGCUUCUAGCAGCCUUAGGCAUUGGAUUUGAUUGUGCAUCAAAGGCAGAGAUGCAGAAGGUGUUGCAGGCAGGAGUGGAGCCAUCACGAAUUAUCUACGCCCAUCCAUGCAAGCCUGUGUCCCACUUGCGCCAAGCGUCGAAAUUCAAUAUACCAUUGAUGACUUUUGACAAUGAAACGGAACUCCAUAAAGUAAAGGCAUACUACCCUAGUGCUCAGCUUGUUCUACGUAUCCGCUGUGAUGCUGCCAAAGUGCAGUGCCCAUUGGGUAUGAAGUUUGGAGUACUCCCAGAAGAUGCAGGGGCGCUCUUGGCCACGGCUAGAUCACUGGAUCUUAACAUCGUGGGAGUUUCUUUUCAUGUUGGCUCGGGUUGUUGUGAGCCUGCUGUUUUCCACCGUGCAAUUGCAGCUGCUAAAAAAGUCUUUAAUGAAGCAGAAGCCUUAGGAUUUGCUCCAAAUUUGCUAGAUGUUGGUGGUGGGUUCCCAGGGACGCGCAACUCUUCCCUGGAUGAAAUAGCUUCCUAUAUCAACAAGGCACUAGAUGAAUUUUUCCCUGAAGACUGUGGAGUGAAGAUAAUUGCAGAACCUGGCCGCUAUGUAGUGGCAUCUGCCUUUACUUUGGCUACAAACAUCUUGGCAAAGAGAGACAUCAAUGAUGAUAAUGGGUCUUUGGUGUCCACCAUGUACUACAUCAACGAUGGUGUGUAUGGCUCCUUCAAUUGCACCAUUUACGAUCAUCAGAAAGUGUAUCCAGUUCUAGUUGAGGAACCAGCAUCUGAUGAGCCUUGCUUCACAAGCUCUAUCUGGGGACCCACCUGUGAUGGCUUAGAUCAGGUAGUGUCUAAAAUUGAUCUACCAAGGCUUUCUUGUGGAGAUUGGCUGGUUUGGCCAGAGAUGGGAGCUUACACCCUUGCUGCUGCUGGUACUUUCAAUGGCUUCCCACUACCUAAAGUGCAUACUGUAAUUCCAUAUCAUACUUGGCUGUACUUGGAGGAGCAUAUGGGCAGGUCUUCGAGGUUUACUUCAGUAGAUGAAACUUGCAUUUUGGGCAAUUGCUCCAGCACCAGCUUGCGAGAGGCAGAAAACAAUGUCUCGAUUACAAGCACAGUGUAUUUCACCUGUGCUGCUAAUCUUGACAAUACUCUCUUGGAGGAGCAAUUGGCUCAGCUAGCCAUCAUUAAUGUUGGAGAAAUGUGAAUCAAGUUGUUUUUUAAAGUACCUUUCGGUAGAUAUUGGCAGAAAUGGGAAGAAUAACAAUGCGAUAAUGCAUUAGGCUAUUAAUUUUUUAGCUAAUAAAAUUUGCAGUAUAGUUACUUGCAUUGUAAACUGUUAAUUAUUAGGGAAAUCAGAUGUGCAACUGUUGGCACAUUCCCCAUGCAAGGUUUUAUACUAUACUAAUUGGUUCCUUUUUAUUGAAUUUAAUUGGUAGGUUUUAUGCAGUAUUGAGUUGGACGUGAUUUUAAUAUGUAUCGAGAACCGACUUCUGAAAUUUUUUUAUUUUUACCUUCAAAUUUUAAAUUAACACAUUUCUAAAUAAUAUUGAAGCUUAAUUGUGCAUGUUAAUUUUUGAAGAUCUUGCUACUGAUCUUAUCAACCUUUCAUUUAGCAAGUAUAUUGGUCAAGAGUAACCAAAAUAUUUACAAAACUAGUGCAUCAUUAUGCUUUGAAUGUGGGAAAAGGUAACCAUGGUAACAGUUAUGGAGGCUUGCUUCCCAUUUUAGUAGAUAGUAGGUAUUCCAAUGUGUAAUAUGUAUUCAAUGGGAAUAGUUACUCAGUAUUAACAUUUAUCCAUCAGCUUGCCAGUUUUGACAACACGGUAGUAGAAUUCAUUAUUGCAAUUACAGUAUUCAUCUUUCCAUUUGGCUCGCUCCAGCAUAAUGAUAUUCAGAAAGUUCUCAUGUGGAACUUGUAACCCCAUGGCAAUGUGUAUCUUGGCCAAGCUUACGGUGCUGAUCUGCAGUACCUAACUUGUGUGAAUUGGCUAAUUAAAUAUACAGUAUCUGUACUGAAAAAUUUUA